CUAGGUUACUAUUAUGGUAAUAUAUAUGUAUGCACCAAAACCUGCCAAUAACCUCAGUACAGUUCACAUGUUUAAGUAAAAAGCAGAGUUUGCCUGUAAUUUAUGUUUCUGAAUGUGAAUGUUAUAACAUUUAUAUGCAUUGUGUUAGCAGAAGCAGAAAAAGAAAAUGUACCUUUAAGACUCAUUAUAUAGGUAAGCCAAUCAUAGCCAGCCUCACACUGCACAAGAGCCUCAACCAAUCCCAGUCAGCUACACAAUUGAUCUGUGUGGGAGUUCCCCAUGCCAGAUCUUUCUGAAGCCAUUACUCAUCAGACAAAGGGAAGAAACAGAGAGUUCCAGUCAGAGAUAAGUUUUAUGGAAGCAGAGAAGGCCAAAUAGUUCCACCAAUUUCAGACCUAUCCAAGUGCCAAUUUCAGAACAAUUCGAGUGCCAAUUUCAGAACAGAGUACCAGUUACAGACCAAAUCCAAAUGCAAAUACAAAGGUGAAUUGCUUACUGCUGAUAUAAAGCAAAUGCACAGUGCUAUACCAAAGUGCUAUACCUAACUGAGAGUCAAAUACAUCCACCAUCUUAUGUUAUCUGACAAGACUGAACUGUUGAACUGCCUUUUAUGGUUUUAUUCACCACGUGUUUGUACAUGGAAUAUCCGCUGCACAAGCAGCAGUGUUAUAUGAAGAAAGUUGAAGUUAUUAAAGAAGUUAUUUAAAGGUAUUGGUGUGUUUUUUAAACCUACUGCUUCCAUAGAACGGCGCUAGAGGAAUUAAAGAGUAAAAGAAAGUCUGAUUAGACUAAAGGGACAGAGAUUUUAUAAUUCUCUAAUGCCACAGCGCACAAGGCACUGUGUAGUGCUGCGCCUGCCACAGUGGAACUAUAACCUUCUGAGGGCAAAGCAAUAGUGCUCCUCAAUUUGCACAGUAAAGAGCGCAUUAGAGAAGCGGAGUGCCAGCAUAUACCGACAAGCAGCAACUGUUCCCUGAGUGAGCACGCAGAGAUACCUCAGCGGAGCUACCAUACAGGCCAUAGAACGUGGGCAUUAGUCAGACUGCAGCCGACUCUUAAAGUGGCAGAACGGCAAAGGCAAGAUAGUCAGAGAAAGAGCGCCAACCCUCAUGCAAUUCAUAGAGAGAGAAAGAGACGCAUGGUGGGAGGCCAGAGUCCAGAGCUAGAGUGUCCGCACCGCUAUCCACCAACAGACUACGUGUUGAAUCCAGCUAGUUUCCCACAACUAGGCCCAAAGCUUGCAGCAGCGCAUCGCAAGUCAUCGCAGAGCAUCGCAAGUCAUCACAGAGUAUCGCAAGUCAUCACAGAGCAUCACAAGUAUCGCAGAGCAUCGCAAGUCAUCACAGAGCAUCACAAGUCAUCGCAGAGCAUCGCAAGUCAUCGCAGAGCAUCGCAAGUCAUCGCACCAAGGAAAGACAAGUCUCCUUUAAGAUUGACAUUUGUUCCUGCAACCUUCAGAUCACAGUAUCCUGCUCUUCAAAUAAGGUCAGAGCUUUCCCUUUUAUAACUUGUCCUUGCACAUAGGUUUUGCAAGAGACAUCUUUUGUGUUCUGGAAAAACAGACUUUAAAGCAAAAAGGACAGUUUAUAGUAUAUGGACUCUAAAGUAUUUAAAGUGAAUGUCAUUUAUUCCUGCAUCUACUGCCAUUACAUUUAAAGUGAAAGUCAUUUAUUUUUUGCAUUUGUCAGUAUUGCAUUUAAAGUGACAGGUCCUUAUUAUUCAUAUUAAUUAUUAUAGCAUUAAAAAAAAAAAUGGCUGAGCCUAGUAUUACCACUCCACCAUUAGAGGAUGCAAAGAUAGAUAUAGUAGAAGGUGAAGAGCAAGAGAACCUGUCUGAGUUAGAAAGAUCUAAUCUAACAGUAGUCUCGCCCCAAACAAAUAUAGCUCAAACAGGUGAACUAAGACGUUCAUCACGUGACAGAAAACCGACCCAAAAGGUGCUAGAAAAUUUGGAGCAAGAGGCAGCGCUGAAAAGAAAAAGGUUCGCCCGAAUGUAUGAGAGGUGGAAAUUAUACAUUAUAGGCAUUCGGAAAAAGCUAAAACAAGAAAGCAUAAAAGGGAACCUGUGUGAAAUGAUAGUCAGUAGAAGAAUCUCAGUCAGAGCUUAUGGCAGCAUAUGUCAACCUGCGAUCGUCUAUGACACCUCCCCAGGAUAUUGUAAGGAACAUGGACACAUGUACAGCAGUCACUAGGGAUUUAGCAAAGCUCAUGAGAGAACUAUCAUCUGCAGCAAACUAUGAUGAAGUUAACGCUUGAAAGGGAAUGAAUGAGUUUUUCAAGAGAGACUAUGCCAGGUCCUUAGGGGGAACCACAAUCUCAAGUGCGACUUCCUUUGCUAGCAGAAGUACCAGCCAAAUAUCAGAGUCCUCAAAUACUUCAGCCAAAAGAAAGGAAUUAGCUGAACAACUCGCUGCCAAGAGAGCAGAAGUAGAGAUGGAAUCUGCCAUUGAGAUGCAGCGUCUACGGAUAGCCGAAAUGGAUGCACAACGCGAUAAAAUGGAAUCUGAAAUGAAAAGUCUGGAAAGGCAAAAGGAAGUUAAGAUUAUAGAAGCCAGACUCAGAGUACACGAAGAGGAUAUGAAUCAGGGUAGUCAUAGGUCCAAAUCGUUACUAAGUGAAGAAGCCGUUUCCUACUUUCUUUGAUACACCCAGGAGAAUGGAAGGAAAUCUCCAGCAUGUUAUGAAAAAAUAAGUUGUAGUCCUUCCAUCCCUGCUCAGAGAGACAAAGAGAGAGACUUACUUAAUUCAGAACCAAGUGAGAAAAUAGAACCAGAUAACUCUAUCCCCGUAUGUCAUGGCAACGAACAUGAGGAUGUUACAGCUGUUGUCCCAGCGAGACCCCAGAGAAGAUUCCUCACUAGACUUCCUGUUCCGGAACCUACUGUAUUUUCUGGAGACGUACUGAAGUUCAUAGAGUGGAAAGCAAGUUUUGAAAUGAUCAUUAAGCAUCAUUGCUUCCGUCCAGUCGACAAGUUAUUCUACCUUCAGAGAUAUACUGGCGGAGAAGUAAAGAAAGCUCUUGAAGGUAACUUCUAUAGGAAAGAUGAAGAAGCCUACAAGCAAGCCUGGGAAAAAUUAAAUGCAAGAUAUGGUCAUCCCUUCUUAGUACAAAGAGCCUUCAGAGAGAAAUUAAUAAACUGGCCUAAAAUAGGUCCUAAAGAACACUUCAAACUCCAAGAGUAUGGUGACUACCUGCAAGCAUGCAGCAAUGCCAUCCCACAUGUUCAAGGACUAGAAGUACUGAACGACUAUCUAGAAAACCACAGGAUGCUAACCAAGCUACCUGAAGAAGUGGCUUCUAGAUGGAAUCGCUAUGUGACUAAACAGUUAGACCAAGGCAAAAACUUCCCAAGUUUCAAAGAGUUCUCUGUGUUUGUCAAUGAGGAAGCACGGAUAGCAUGUAAUCCAGUAACAGCAUCUUACGUCUUAAAACCCUUAGAAGAAAGGCCUGCAAGAGAGACAAAACGUGCAAGAGCAACUAGCUUUACAACCAACACAGCUACUAAAGGUCCAGAUACCUAUGAGAGCAAGUUCAAAGUCACUACUGGGAUCAGUAAAGGGUUAGAACCGACAAAUCUUCAGACUACCUUCAAGUGUAUGUUCUGUGGAGAGAACCAUUCUAUACAUAAGUGCCAACAAUUGAAGGAAAAGUCUCUAGAUGAAAAGAAGAAGUUUGUACUUGAUAACCAACUGUGUUUUGGAUGUCUAAGAAAAGGCCAUGUUACUAAGGAGUGCAAGAAAAAGGCCACAUGCAGCGUUUGUAGAGGACGCCAUCCUACACCACUACAUGAAGAGCGUCCAAAGAAAGAGAAAUCCUUAAUGCCCAGAGAUACUGAGGAAGAAAAGAAAGUAUCAGUAUUCUCUUGCAGAGUGAGGGAAGGAGAAAUCAAUGGCACGUCAAUGGUUGUACCAGUGUGCAUUUCAAAUCCUAAAAGGAAGAACAAGAAGGUAUACGCCUAUGCACUACUGGAUGCUCAGAGUGAUGUCACCUUCAUUGAUCAAGAAAUCUGCAAGAAAUUACAAGUGGCUACAGAACCAGUGAAACUCAAACUCACCACAAUGACGGGAAGAGACACAUUGGUGAACAGUCAAAGGACUGAGAGUUAGAGGACUUCAUUCAAACUGCAUAUUAGAUCUACCUCCAGCUUAUACAAAAGACGACAUACCUCUAGAUCGAGACCGCAUACCUACCUGUGAAACAGCCAACAAAUGGGAGCACCUAUCUGUCAUAUCCCAUGAAAUGUCCCCGCUGAAGGAGUUGGUGUUGGACUGCUGAUAGGUUACGACUGUCCUGAGGCGUUGGUACCACGAAAGGUAAUCACAGGAGGAAAGGGUGAACCCUACGCAGUUCAAACUGAUCUAGGAUGGGGUGUUGUUGGAGGAAAACAGCAGAUUGCAAACUCAAGACAGAUGACAGGAUUGUGUCAUCGAAUAUCCGUCCUAGAGUUACCAACUGUAAGUCCAGCGAAAGUAAUCAAGAUCCUAGAAUCCGACUUUGCAGACGUAAGUUCUAGUGAAAAGAGUGUAUCCCAAGAGGACAUAAAGUUUGUACACACUCUAGAAGAUAAUAUUCAGCAAAAUCAACAAGGUCAUCUUGAAAUGCCCUUACCCUUUAGAGAACGACCUCAUCUGCCAAACAACAGAGUUCUUGCCCUAGCAAGAUUGAAAGGCUUAAAGAAAAGGAUGGGAAGAAAUCCCAAACUCAAGGAUGAUUAUUUGAAAUUCAUAAAAGACAUCCUCAAAGAAGGACAUGCAGAGAAAGUUGAUAGUCAGCCUAAAGAAGGAGAAGUGUGGUACAUACCACAUCAAGGUGUCUAUCACCCAAAGAAACCAGAUAAGAUCAGAGUAGUUUUUGAUUGCUCAGCAAAGUACAAUGAUGUUGCAUUGAAUGAUCAUCUACUAAAAGGACCAGAUCUUACAAACACUCUGCCUGGAGUACUCUGUAGAUUUAGAAAGUAUCCCGUAGCAGUCAUGUGUGACGUUGAAAAGAUGUUCCACCAGUUUCAUGUGAAGAAGGAAGAUAGAGACUUCCUGAGGUUUCUAUGGUGGGAGGACGGAGAUAUAGAUACAGAGCCAGCGGUAUACAGGAUGAAAGUACACUUGUUUGGAGCAGCAUCAUCUCCAGGUUGCGCCAAUUAUGGUAUGAAAUAUCUGGCCAAACAGAAUGAAAAGGAUUGUCCAUCAGCAUCAAAUUUUCUGAAGAAAAACUUUUAUGUAGAUGAUGGUCUUAUAAGUCUAGAGUCCACAGAAUCUGCAAUUCAGUUGGUGAAAGAAAGCCAAGAGUUAUGCGCAAGGGGAAACCUGCGUCUUCACAAAUUCAUCUCAAACAACAGAGAGGUACUGGAAUCCAUCAGUGACUCUGAACGUGCAUCAACAAUGAAGAAUGUAGAUCUUAACUAUGAUCAUCUUCCAGUUCAGAAUGUACUCGGAUUGGGAUGGAAUGUAGAAGAUGACAAUUUCUUCUUUGAAGUAUCCAUUGAAGAGAAAGUUCCAACUAGAUGUACCAUUCUUUCCACAGUGGCUUCAAUAUAUGAUCCAUUGGGAUUCUUGGCACCAGCAAUUCUCAGAGCAAAAGAAAUGCUGCAAGAAUUAUGCAGACAGAAGUUGGGAUGGGAUGAACCCAUACCUGAAAGCUUGAGGCCAAGGUGGGAGAGUUGGAUAAGAGACUUGCAAAAUUUGAAAAAAGUUCGGAUACCCAGAUGUUUUGUACCUCCUGAUUUCGGAAAGUACAAGAAAAUAGAACUUCAUCGCUUUUCAGAUGCCAGUAGUCAUGGUUAUGGUCAGUGCUCCUAUAUCAGAGUGAUAGGAGAAGAAAAGAUACACUGUGCCCUGGUUAUGGGAAAGGCCAGAGUCGCACCAAACAGUAUUCAGACAAUACCAAGACUUGAACUGACAGCAGCUGUCGUUUCAGCAUCAGUAAGCCAAUUUCUGAAAGAAGAAUUGGAAUUGAAAAUAGAUGAGGAGUAUUUUUGAACAGACUCACAAGUUGUCCUAGGAUACAUAAACAAUGACGCUCGAAGAUUCCACAUCUUUGUCGCCAACAGAGUCCAGAAAAUUCGAGGAACAACAAAUCCAGAACAUUGGCAUUAUAUUGACACAAAGCAUAACCCAGCAGAUCAUGCUUCAAGAGGCCUGAAUGUAACAGAAUUGAAGAAUUCAAACUGGUUCACCGGUCCAGAGUUCCUUUGGGAAAAGGAAAUUAUACCCAGCGAAGGUUAUACAGAACUGUCUAUGGGUGAUCCAGAAGUAAAGGUUGUUCAAACAUUGAGCACUGCCGCCAAGUGUCAAGAUGACAUACUUGAAAGACUAGCCAGAUGUUCAAAGUGGAAUACAGUCAUAAAUGUAGUAGCUCGAAUUCAACGGUUGGCAAAAGGAAUCAGAAAGAAGGAAUCGUUGAAUGUAGAGGAAAGAAUGAAAGCUGAAGAAACAGUCAUAAGACUCAUUCAACAGAGAUUCUACAGUAAAGAAUAGAAGAGACUUAGUCAAGAACCUAAAAGGCUUCCAAACAACCACCCAUUGUACAAGCUUAAUCUUGUUCUGCAGGAUGGUAUACUGAAGGUGGGAGGGAGACUGGAAAAUGCAUCAUUACCUGGCAGAGUUAAGCAUCCAGCAAUUCUACCCAAAAAUUCUACCUUCACAAGAUUGAUUAUUGAUCACUACCACAACAAAUCCUUGCAUCAAGGAAGAAACUUUACCCAAAACUGUUUGAGAGAAGGUGGUUACUGGAUAGUGAAAGGAAGCAAAGUUAUAGCAAAGUACAUAAGUAAAUGUGUAACCUGUAGAAAGACACGUAGACCUACAGAAGAACAAAGAAUGGCUGAUCUACCGGCUGAUCGUGUGAACCCAUCACCACCAUUUCUUUAUAGAGGAAUGGAUUGUUUUGGCCCAUUUAUCACCAAACAGAACCGCAAGGAGUACAAGAGAUAUGGACUAAUAUUUACAUGUCUAAGCUCCAGAGCAAUUCACCUGGAAAUGUUGGAAGAUAUGUCAACUGAUGCAUUCAUCAACGCCUUAAGAUGUUUCAUAGCCAUUAGAGGUACUGUCAGAGAGCUUAGAUCUGACCAAGGAUCUAAUUUUGUUGGAGCAAAGAAUGAAUUGAACAAGGCUCUAAAAGAGAUGGAUAAAGAAAAAGUAACUGAGUACUUGUUAGAGAAACAGUGUGAUUUUCACAUGAAUGCUCCAAAUGCAAGCCAUACAGGAGGAGUUUGGGAGAGGCAAAUCAGAACUGUAAGAAAUGUGCUAAGUGCAGUGUUGAAAAGGAACGCCGGAAGAAUAGAUGAUGCUUCACUUAGGACACUAUUCUAUGAAGUAAUGUCUAUUGUUAACAGUCGUCCACUUACAGUCGACAACAUCAACGACCAAACAAGUUUGGAACCUUUAACUCCCAACCAUCUACUUCACCUUAAACCUGAUUACAUACAGCCACCGCCUGGCAAAUUCACCAAAGAGGAUUUAUACGCCAGAAAAAGAUGGCGAAGAGUUCAAUGUCUAUCAGAACAGUUUUGGAAUAGAUGGAGUAAAGAGUACUUAGCUCAUCUCACACUAAGAAGUAAAUGGCAAACACCCAGAGGAAAUGUCCAAAUUGAUGACAUAGUGUUAGUAAAAGAAGACGACUUACCUAGAAGUCAAUGGAAAUUGGCCAAAGUCCUAGAAGUUCAAAAGGACGAAGACGGACUAGUGAGAAGAGUAUUGUUACAAAUAGGAGACUCAAAACUUGACAAAAAAGGAAAACGUCUCACAAUUCCACUCAAGUUGGAACGUCCAAUUCAAAAGUUAGUUGUUCUGCUUGAGAGUAACAAAAGACACUUGAGAGUUGAGAACCAGAUGGAAAAUUCCUCAAAUCCAUGUUGAAAUCCUACUACUGAGAACAUAGAGUUGUAGGUAAUUUUGGUGGGAGUGUAGCUGGCCAGCUAAGACCUGUCCUAGGUUACUAUUAUGGUAAUAUAUAUGUAUGCACCAAAACCUGCCAAUAACCUCAGUACAGUUCACAUGUUUAAGUAAAAAGCAGAGUUUGCCUGUAAUUUAUGUUUCUGAAUGUGAAUGUUAUAACAUUUAUAUGCAUUGUGUUAGCAGAAGCAGAAAAAGAAAAUGUACCUUUAAGACUCAUUAUAUAGGUAAGCCAAUCAUAGCCAGCCUCACACUGCACAAGAGCCUCAACCAAUCCCAGUCAGCUACACAAUUGAUCUGUGUGGGAGUUCCCCAUGCCAGAUCUUUCUGAAGCCAUUACUCAUCAGACAAAGGGAAGAAACAGAGAGUUCCAGUCAGAGAUAAGUUUUAUGGAAGCAGAGAAGGCCAAAUAGGUAUUUAAUACACUUGUUUAUGUUCCCCUAUUGUUUAAUAGUGUGAGUAGGUCUGUAUAUUGAACCUGUAUAUGUGCUUACUUAUAGUUCCACCAAUUUCAGACCUAUCCAAGUGCCAAUUUCAGAACAAUUCGAGUGCCAAUUUCAGAACAGAGUACCAGUUACAGACCAAAUCCAAAUGCAAAUACAAAGGUGAAUUGCUUACUGCUGAUAUAAAGCAAAUGCACAGUGCUAUACCAAAGUGCUAUACCUAACUGAGAGUCAAAUACAUCCACCAUCUUAUGUUAUCUGACAAGACUGAACUGUUGAACUGCCUUUUAUGGUUUUAUUCACCACGUGUUUGUACAUGGAAUAUCCGCUGCACAAGCAGCAGUGUUAUAUGAAGAAAGUUGAAGUUAUUAAAGAAGUUAUUUAAAGGUAUUGGGGUGUUUUUUAAACCUACUACUUCCAUAGAACGGCGCUAGAGGAAUUAAAGAGUAAAAGAAAGUCUGAUUAGACUAAAGGGACAGAGAUUUUAUAAUUCUUCUAAUGCCACAGCGCACAAGGCACUGUGUAGUGCUGCGCCUGCCACAAAGACCGCAGCGUGAGGGAGACCUCCCGCGGGACAUUAUCCUGCGCUUGCACUACCACCAAACGCAAGUUGCCAUUCUGAAAGCAUCACGGCAAUCCGACCGACUGGAUUACCAAGACCAUAAAUUCCAGAACUACACGGACCUGGCUCCAGUCACCCUACAGAAAUGCAAGGUAUUUGCUCCUAUAAACAAAGCGCUUUAGGAACACCGAAUCAGAUACCGCUGGCUUUUCCCAGUCAAGCUUGCUUUCUCGUUCAACGAUCACCAACACCACAUCCAAUCGUUACAAGCAGGCACAGAGCUCCUUCUUCACCUAGGCCUGAUGGAAAAGACAGGUGCCUCACCCCAUAGGCCAUCCCAAGCCUCUCCAUGAUGAAGUGUAACGCCCAUCUUGAAAAAGGUUGGGGCCUCUCUUCCCAAUCAAACCUGAUUUUUAGCAGGUUUGCUACAUUUUCGCUAUACACAACCACUGUGUUUUAGCCCAUUGAAAUCAUGAUCCAGCUAAGGUAACAUACCUAAAUUUUUUCAUGGGUGGUUGACUCAGACUAUCUGCCUUUCCGGAACAUAAAACACAUUGUAUCUCCCUAAUGGAAGAGCCAUGGGUCUCUUUAAGCCCCUUCCCUGAUGGAAUCGCUUCUACCCCGACUC
Xenopus laevis (African clawed frog) is the source of this 9520-nucleotide messenger RNA. RefSeq lists its product as uncharacterized. The transcript is spliced from 2 exons. Lineage: Eukaryota; Metazoa; Chordata; Amphibia; Anura; Pipidae. The record is from RefSeq and is a predicted model, not a curated record. The coding region runs from base 4411 to 5973 and encodes 520 amino acids.